AUGAAUCGCUUCAACCACAUGAGCAUUCGGCCGCUUUUUCCCUCUCUCCCCAGACUCUCAGAGAGUGCAGAGUGCAGAGAGCGACCUCCAGAACACAGGCCUCGAACCAAUCGACUAUGCACGCCAUCGCUGCCGCUGCCCAUGCCCCACACUAUACUUUUUCUUUUCCUCGCUCUCUUCAUUUAUAAAAAAGCAACGUGCAUAUAGCGCAUUGCCCUACAAGGCCGUUCAAACACCCAUCAUACAAGCAACUAAAGUACACAAUCAUCUGAUUUUCCACCUCUCAUGCCAUCUUGUCAUGCAAAUCCACCCACCCCACCCACAACUGACAUGUUCCUACUUUUUUUUUUAUCUUCGCUCACCGACUCAUACCACUUACACACCGGAAUCGUACGUCCAAAUAUCC
Periconia digitata is the source of this 406-nucleotide messenger RNA. The record is from the annotation of a GenBank genome assembly. Lineage: Eukaryota; Fungi; Ascomycota; Dothideomycetes; Pleosporales; Periconiaceae.